UUUUGGUUUUACCCACAGGAGCGGCCUUUCAGCCACAACACAAGCUGCAGACACGCUUUCACAGGAGCCAAAAUGUUUUUAACCGGAAACUAACGUUAGCUGAUGUGUUUUGGGGGGUUUUAACGGACGCAGCUGUGAUUUCAGCCUCGUUUAUGACCAUUUAAAACCGUCUCCUCCACACAAUGCUGCUGCUAGCCGCUGUGUUUUGUGUUGUGGUAGCUUCAGUGACCACAGAAACAAUCUACAAGAAACUGGGCGAUGAUGUCGACCUAAAACCAGAAGUCCCAUUGGUUGGUAAAAUCAGCAGCAUCACGUGGAAGAUUGGACGAGACAUCGCUGCCCAGUGGGAUGGGGCGGAGCUGGAUUAUUUCGUUCAGUUCAAAGUCCGCGGCCACCUGGACAACGCCACGGGAGUGAUGACAAUCAGAGGCCUGGAAAAAGGAGACGGCAACAUUUACACAGCAGAGGUCAACCACAACCUUUGGGGCAAGCCGAUCCGCCUCAUCGUGAUCUCCGAGGUUCCUGUUCCUUUGGUUAGGGAGAAGUGCUCCGAGGAGCCGAGGGCGUGCACGCUUACCUGUGAAGGAAACGUAACAGAAGCCGAACCGGUCACCUACACGUGGAGGUCGGACCAGAAGGUGGAGCUGGGUGUCGGUGAGAGAACGCUCACCAUUACGGAGGAAAGUUCUGCAACAGAAGCGUUCACCUGUGAGGUGAAGAAUCCCGUCAGUCAGAAGAGCAGCGAGCCUUUCACCAACCCUUUUAGCUCCUCCCAGAACACAGCUCCUAAAGAAGGUUUGAAGAUUGUGACCGGACUGGUCGUGUUCUUCUGUCUGCUGACCGUGGCGUUGCUGCCGGUGAUUGUCCACAGGAUCCGAACAGGAGUCUGCUUCUACGAGAAAAUGUCCAUGCCCUGGGAAAAAGACUUUUGGACGAGGGAGCAAGCAGACGCCGUCGACUCCAACGGCACCGCCACUCAUUCACCAUACGAGAAAUCUGAUGAGGAAGCUCCGAUGACGGGGAGCUAAACCAGGAACAAGUCUCACUGGACCUUCACCAGUCGGUGAUGGAACGACGCAGAGGCAGCGGGAAGGAAAGGGGAAUCUUGAAUGUUUGGGAUCUUUAAAGGGAAUAUUUUUAAUGUCACUGACCUGAGGUCUGAAUCUCAGCCUUUUGAGCUGCUUCCUGUUGUUUUGCUGCUUUUACUGUUACUGAAGUCAGAUUUGAGGGAAACACGAGUUUUUAAAAGGAGUCAAAGGAAAUAAAACAGGAGACUUGAAGCAGGUUUUGUUUCAACAUAGGAAAAUCCCUGGAACAAUUCCUGGAAGGCCUGUGAAGGGUGUCGGCCUGCAUGCCAGUCACCGGCGAGUUCUUGAAACUCAUUACGUCUCUGGCUGACGAUCUGUGAUGUCCAGAUGGAACGUUGCUGAGUCGGAGGGAAAAGGGGAAGUCUGUGUUUAGUUUGGAGGCGGAAGCUCAGCCGACUCCUCCAUCACCUAGCUACAUCUGGGGUCAUGGUUCUGGUUUUAUGAUGCUUAAGGUCUGAAUGUCUACACACACACACACUGUUGAAGCAGACAUCCACAUACUUUAUUACAAGAUCUAUUUUUUAUUAUGUUUUGUUAGGAAGCGCAGCUACAUCACCUGUAUAUGAAAUAAGAAACAUGUAAAUUGUUUGUUUUGUUGUAGAUUUUAAACUAACUUGUUUCACCACCAGGGGGCAGCAAAUCCCACAAUUGUUUUUAUGAGCUUUCACAAAUAAAACUUGCAUCUCUAA
This is a messenger RNA of Nothobranchius furzeri (turquoise killifish), 1777 nucleotides long. RefSeq lists its product as uncharacterized. The record is from RefSeq and is a predicted model, not a curated record. NCBI's taxonomy places the organism in Eukaryota, Metazoa, Chordata, Actinopteri, Cyprinodontiformes, Nothobranchiidae.